This is a messenger RNA of Beta vulgaris subsp. vulgaris (sugar beet), 5135 nucleotides long. Its product is annotated as putative ABC transporter C family member 15. Gene Ontology annotation, molecular function: ABC-type transporter activity; ATP binding; ATP hydrolysis activity. Gene Ontology annotation, biological process: transmembrane transport. The coding region runs from base 157 to 4677 and encodes 1506 amino acids. Gene Ontology annotation, cellular component: vacuolar membrane; plant-type vacuole. The record is from RefSeq and is a predicted model, not a curated record. The transcript has 11 exons. Lineage: Eukaryota; Viridiplantae; Streptophyta; Magnoliopsida; Caryophyllales; Amaranthaceae.
ACUUAUUUCAUCACAUAAAUGCUUUUUUUUUCUUUUCUCUCACUAUCUCCUGACUAUAUAACACUUACAACACUAUGCCCUUAAGCUUUUCUCUGUAGUUCCUUUCUCUUAGGAGCAUAGACAAAUACCAGCUUGAAAGCUGGAAGAGAGGGAAUCAUGCCUUAUUCUUUCCUUGCAGCAAAUCUUAAGCUCCUAUACCCAACACCAUGGGAACAGCUGAAGUCUCCUUGUAUGUGGGAAGAAAUCAGCAUAUUUCUGCUAUUGGGAUUCUAUGGGAUUAUACUGCUAUACUUCAUCAAAAAAAUGACAUUUACAGUACAAAUGUAUACAUCAAAAGCUGCAGAAAAGGAUGCAGAGAUGUACCUUGAUAAUGCAAGACUCAGCCUGUGCUCGAAAACCAGCGUUAUUUCUUCCAUUUUGCUCCUGGGUGUGCAUUCGACUUCAUUAAUUUUGCUGAUAAAGGGGAGCGAGACUCCAUGCAAUCAAAAUCUUCCAGCUCUCGCAGCUAAAAUUUUACAGGUCAUAUCAUGGAUAAUCACGAUAAUUGUAUUAUGCAGGAUAUUAACUAAGAAUUACCUCAAUUUUCCCGGAAUUCUGAGGCUCUGGUGGGUUAUCAGCUUCCUGAUAUUAGCUUGUCAUAUUUCCAUUGAUUAUCAUUUCAUAAUGGAAAAUGAUGGUCAUCUGAGAAUACAAGAUUAUGCAGACCUUCUUGGGCUCCUUGCAUCAGUCAGUCUGUUGGUAAUUUCCAUUACAGGAAAGAUCAGGAUAGAGCGUGACGAUGAUGCAAGAAACAACUUGACAGAACCACUAAUUAAUGGAAAAAGUGAGAAAAUCCCUAAGGGAAAAAGUGAAUCACUUUACAGCAAAGCCACCCUUCUCGAUCUUGUUACCUUCUCGUGGCUCAACCCGUUGUUUGUGAUUGGGAAGAAGGCGGCACUUGAGCAGGAUGAGAUCCCGGAUGUUGAUGUGCAAGACUCUGCUGCUUUUCUCUCACACAGCUUUGGUGAGAGCCUCAAACGAGUCAAGGAGGAAGUAGGACCGAGCAGCAACCCAUCAGUGUACAAGGCAAUAUACUGCAUAGCAUGGAAGAAAGCAGCAGUAAAUGGGAUGUUUGCAGUAAUAAGUGCAUUUGCAUCAUAUGUUGGUCCAUACUUGAUCAAAGAUUUCGUGGAUUUCCUGAGUGUCAAGAAAAAAGGCAGCCUAAAUACAGGCUACCUCCUUGCUCUUGGCUUUCUAGGGGCCAAAAUGGUGGAGACAAUCGCACAGAGGCAGUGGAUUUUUGGGGCCCGGCAACUAGGGCUCCGCAUCAGAGCUGCUUUGAUAUCUCACAUAUACCAGAAGGGUCUAGUGUUGUCAUGUCAAGCGAGACAGAGUCACACCGGUGGAGAGAUCAUGAACUACAUGAGUGUCGAUGUUCAAAGAAUCACGGAUUUUGUAUGGUAUGUAAACACAGUGUGGAUGUUACCCAUACAAAUAUCAUUAGCAAUUUAUGUUCUGCAUACAAAUCUAGGUUUAGGGGCAUUUGCAGGAUUAGCGGCAACUUUAGUUGUUAUGUCUUGCAAUAUACCACUAACAAGAACUCAGAAAAGGUACCAAUCGCAUAUUAUGGAUGCCAAAGAUGCUCGGAUGAAAGCCACCUCAGAAGUCUUGCGUAACAUGAAGACCAUCAAACUUCAAGCAUGGGAUAAUCGAUUUCUUCAUAAUCUAGAAAGUUUGAGAAAUACUGAAUCUUCUUGGAUAUGGAAGUCAUUGAGAUUAGGGGCAAUUGGAGCCUUUAUUUUCUGGGGCUCACCGACUUUUAUUUCUAUAGUGACUUUCGGAUCUUGUGUUUUAAUGGGAAUACCACUCACAGCAGGAAGUGUUCUAUCUGCAUUAGCAACAUUCCGUAUGUUGCAGGAUCCGAUAUUUAGUCUCCCCGACUUACUCAAUGUUAUUGCACAAGCUAAAGUAUCAGCUGAUAGAGUUAGUUCUUUCCUUCAAGAAGAAGAAAUUCAGCAAGAUGCAAUCGAGUUUGUCUCAAAAGAUGAAACGCCGUAUGCUAUAGACAUAGAAGGGGGAGAAUUCAGCUGGGAUCCUAAUUCAAAAACACCCACCCUCGAUGGAGUAAACUUGAAGGUUACAAGGGGUAUGAAAGUAGCAAUAUGUGGGACAGUUGGAUCAGGAAAAUCCAGUUUGCUCUCUGGUGUAAUUGGAGAAAUUCCUAAGAUCACUGGUACUGUGAAGAUCAGUGGUUCUAAGGCCUAUGUUCCUCAAUCACCGUGGAUAUUGACAGGAAAUAUAAGAGAGAACAUACUAUUUGGGAAUCCUUAUGAUGCUGCUAAGUAUGACAGGACAAUUAAGGCAUGUGCUUUAUUAAAAGAUUUUGAGCUUUUCUCACAUGGUGACCUAACAGAAAUUGGAGAAAGAGGUAUUAAUAUGAGUGGGGGUCAGAAACAAAGGAUACAAAUUGCUCGUGCUGUCUACCAGGAUGCAGAUAUAUAUUUGCUUGAUGACCCUUUUAGUGCAGUUGAUGCACAUACAGGCACGCAACUAUUUCAGGAAUGUCUGAUGGGGGUUCUAAGAGACAAGACUAUCUUUUAUGUGACACAUCAAGUUGAAUUUUUACCAGCAGCGGACCUCAUUCUGGUCAUGCAAGAUGGGAGAAUCACACAAGCAGGAUGUUUUAAUGAACUUCUGAAACAGAAUAUCGGCUUUGAACUUUUGGUUGGAGCUCAUUGUCAAGCCCUUGAAUCUAUUGUUACAGCUGAAGGUACUUCCACUAGAAAUUCUCAAAGUAAUUCACCAGAAACUGCUGAUUCAAGUGCUGAACAAAUACAAACAAGAGAUGAAGACGAGGAUAACCUUUCUCCAGAAAUGAAGGAGAAGGGAGGGAGGCUGAUACAGGAUGAAGAGAGAGAGAAAGGAAGUAUAGGAAAGGAAGUUUAUUGGGCUUAUCUUACCAUUGUACAUCGUGGUCUUUUGGUUCCAGUGAUAAUUUUAGCACAGUCAUCUUUUCAAGUGUUGCAGAUAGCAAGUAAUUAUUGGAUGGCAUGGGCUUGUCCAACUUCAGGUGAUGCAGCACCUGUAGCUGGGAUGGACUAUGUCUUACUUGUGUAUGCCAUUCUUUCGAUCAUAAGCUCAUUUUGCGUCUUAGUACGAUCAACACUAUCAGCAAAAGCUGGGAUUCUUACUGCACAAAAGCUUUUUGAGAACAUGCUACAUAGUGUUAUGCGAUCUCCAAUGUCAUUUUUUGAUUCAACUCCAACUGGAAGAAUACUGAAUCGGGCAUCAUCUGACCAAAGUGUAUUGGACUUAGAAAUGGCACAAAGAUUAGGUUGGGCAGCUUUCUCAAUGAUCCAGCUUUUAGGCACCAUUGCAGUCAUGUCACAGGUUGCAUGGGAAGUCUUUCUCAUCUUCAUUCCAGUAACAGCAAUCUGCAUAUGGUACAAGCAAUACUACAUACCAACUGCACGGGAGCUAGCACGAUUAUCUGAAAUACAGAAAGCUCCAAUCCUUCAUCAUUUUGGAGAAUCACUCGCAGGGGCAGCAACUAUACGUGCAUUUGACCAAAAGGAUCGUUUUACCACUGCAAACCUUAUAUUAGUAGAUGGGUUUUCAAGACCAUGGUUCCACAAUGUAUCAGCAAUGGAGUGGCUUUCGUUCAGACUUAAUCAAUUGUCUAACUUUGUGUUUGCAUUCUCAUUGGUUUUGCUAGUGUCUCUUCCAGAUGGAAUUAUAAAUCCAAGCAUUGCAGGUCUAGCGGUAACAUAUGGUAUAAAUUUGAAUGUCUUGCAAGCUUCAGUCAUAUGGAAUAUAUGUAAUGCGGAAAAUAAAAUGAUAUCAGUGGAAAGGGUUCUUCAGUACACAAAGCUUACAAGUGAGGCCCCUCUCAUCGUUGAUGAUUGCAGACCACCAAACAACUGGCCAAGUACAGGAACAAUAUGUUUCCAGAACUUGCAGAUACGUUACGCUGAACAUCUCCCCUCCGUCUUGAAAAACAUAACUUGUACAUUCCCUGGAAAGAAAAAGAUCGGUGUAGUAGGAAGGACAGGCAGCGGAAAGUCAACACUCAUACAAGCUAUAUUCCGCAUAGUGGAACCAAGGCAAGGGACUAUCAUGAUUGAUGACGUAGAUAUCUGCAAGAUAGGUCUUCAAGACUUAAGAUCAAGACUCAGCAUCAUUCCACAAGAUCCAACCAUGUUUGAUGGCACAGUUCGAGGAAACCUUGACCCACUUCAGCAGUACUCCGACAGCGAAAUAUGGGAGGCAUUGGACAAAUGUCAACUAGGAGACCUUGUACGGGCAAAGGAAGGAAGGUUGGAAUCCACAGUGGUUGAAAAUGGAGAAAAUUGGAGCGUUGGUCAAAGACAACUAUUCUGCCUAGGAAGGGCACUUUUAAAGCAUAGUAGUAUUUUGGUUCUAGAUGAAGCAACAGCAUCAGUUGAUUCAGCUACUGAUGGCGUAAUUCAGAAAAUUAUCAGCCAUGAAUUCAGAGAUCGAACAAUAGUCACAAUAGCUCAUAGAAUACACACGGUUGUAGAUAGUGAUCUUGUCCUGGUCCUCAGUGAUGGAAGGAUCGCAGAAUAUGAUACACCAUCAAAGCUCCUAGAAAGAGAAGAUUCAUUUUUCUCCCGCUUGAUUAGGGAGUACUCUACAAGAUCACAGAGUUUUAACAGCUUGUCACAACUCAAAGGCUAAAAGUACUAAAAAAGUACAACAUCAAAGGAAGAGAAGAAUGAAACACUAUAGCCGCAUAAGGAUGACAACAAUGCCCAUACAACAAUCUCUUGAAGACUCAGCAUUAGCAUGCUCUUUCAUAUUAGAAACGAAGCAAGAGAAAAUGAUGGAUAAUACGUACUUACUGCUUCCCCCGCCGUGCUUUCACUACCCCUAAUAGCUUUUCUACCGAAUUGUACUAUGAUACAUUCUAUAUAACUAUGUCAUACAUAUAGUUGCAUAUCACAACGGCAUUUUUGUGAUUUUGGGAAAAGUGACAGACAUUCCAGGGAUUCUAAGGAAAGAUCAGAGGGUAUUAUUGUAUUAAGGAAAUCCAUUAUAAGGUUUAACCCCAACUUUCCCCAAAAUAAUUCAAAAUGUCACUCUGAUAUGCACUAUUUGCAUAUCACGAUUAUAAACGACUCGUUUCUCCUCUUUGA